UUAGUCAUUUAAGUUCGUUCGGUUGGUGAACAGCAGAGCGCACUGCGAGAAAAUCUACAACAAUAUUGGCAUUAGUUUCAAAAUAACAAAAACAACAAUAUUCCCAAAUACGAUACCUCCCCGCUGCUCCUCCUCAAGAUCUAAAUAGACCAGAGAGCUCUACACUAAGUACCACAAGCGUGAACACAAUGUGCCUGUCGACGCCCACGCCCAGUAAGCCCAACGUCAACGGCGACUCCGUUGCAGGGCAGAGCAACGGCGGGGCCUGCAGCCUGGGUGCGAUGUGCCAGGACAAUCAGCUGAAAAACAGGAAAGCCCCAGCCACAGAUGCUAAACAGACCAAAGAGUUAGAUGAUGAUAAUUUAGGAUAUAGCGAGGAGAAUGCUGUCUACAAGGAGAAUGCGGAAAAGACAUUGAAGCUGGUCGAGGAGCAGCAACAGGAGCAGAUGUCGAACAGUGACGAGGUCGUCUACAAGCCCCAGAUCAGAUGGCCUGAUCUGGGUGCCCAAACAUUCCUGCACGUUGGCGCCCUCUAUGGCCUGUACCUGCUUUUUAGCGCCAAGUUCUACACAUUCCUAUGGGUUGUUGGCUGCAUUUGGGUAUCGGGCAUUGGCAUUACGGCGGGUGCGCAUCGUCUCUGGUCUCACAAGUCCUACACAGCAUCGCUAUUCCUGCGCAUAUUGCUGGCGUUUAUGUUCUCCAUAGCGGGACAGCGCGAUGCUUACACGUGGGCCUUGGAUCACAGAAUACAUCACAAGUUCUCAGAGACGGAUGCGGAUCCGCAUAAUGCCAAGCGCGGGUUUUUCUUUGCCCACGUUGGCUGGCUGUUUCUGACCCCACACCCGAAGGUGAUUGAGAAACGCAAGGUGAUUGACAUGUCGGAUCUGGAGGCGGAUGCGGUGGUCAUGUUUCAGCGCAAAUACUAUAUACCCUUGUUCGCACUCUGCUCAAUUGUGUUGCCCGUGCUGGUGCCCUGGUACUUCUGGCAGGAGGACCUAUGGAUGUCCUUCUGGAUAAACUUCAAUAUGCGCUUCACCUGGACGCUAAAUGUGGCCUUCUUUGUGAACAGCGUGGCUCACAUGUACGGCAAUAAACCGUAUGACAAAAACAUUACACCCGUGGAGGCACCCGUUGUCUCGUUUCUGGCCAUGGGCGAGGGAUGGCACAACUAUCAUCAUGUAUUUCCCUGGGACUACAAGACGGGCGAAUUCGGCAACUACACUUUGAAUGUGACCACGGCCUUCAUAGACUUCUGUGCACGCAUCGGCAUAGCCAGCGGACGCAAAUCGGUCUCACCGGAUAUGGUGAAGCGACGCGCCGCCAAGUGCGGCGAUGGUACGCGUUUCCUCAGCGACGAGUACGCGCACAAGAAUCAAGUUUGGGGCUUUGGGGAUCGCGACUUGCCACGCGAGGAUCUCGCCGAGUUGGCCAAGAUGCAGAAUUGAGCCCUGUGGCACUUAGUGAUGCUAUGGUAUUAGCACUUAUUCGCCUGUGUUUUGUUGUAAAUCCUAAGUUAUUAGAUAAGCCUCCUCCCAAUAUCCAACCCACAAUACUACAGAUGUAAACUACACUGCUUGCCCUUGUAGUCGCUUGUGUUACGUUUUAAGAGAAUGACAUGAACAUAUUAAAAUCAGCCCAAGCUGUUGUUGCCUUUGA
Messenger RNA from Drosophila navojoa, 1656 nucleotides. RefSeq names its product acyl-CoA desaturase. Gene Ontology annotation, molecular function: iron ion binding; stearoyl-CoA 9-desaturase activity. The record is from RefSeq and is a predicted model, not a curated record. Gene Ontology annotation, biological process: unsaturated fatty acid biosynthetic process. Gene Ontology annotation, cellular component: endoplasmic reticulum membrane. Lineage: Eukaryota; Metazoa; Arthropoda; Insecta; Diptera; Drosophilidae.